This is a messenger RNA of Ceratotherium simum simum (southern white rhinoceros), 2272 nucleotides long. Lineage: Eukaryota; Metazoa; Chordata; Mammalia; Perissodactyla; Rhinocerotidae. The record is from RefSeq and is a predicted model, not a curated record.
GCAGGAAGGGGCAGUGCUCAGCCCAGGGGGGUCAGUCCCUGAUAUGGCCAUGGCCUUCAGGGGGCCUGAACCCUGGGUUCCUGCAUCCCUGCUGAGCCAGAGGCUGAAGACCGAGGAGAAGACACUGGACCUGGAGUUCGAGGUCUUGAGUGUGGGGUUUAAUGAGGAGGGCAGAUACGCCCUGCGGCUGUCAGCUGAGAACCCCCUGCAGGCCAGCUCUGGGGCUGGCGUGCAGCUGCAGGUAAAUGAUGGGGACCCCCUCCCCACCUGCUCUGCUGUCACCGAUGUCAUUGAGCAGCAGGACCCUGGCCAGAGCCUCACCCUCACCAGGAACAAGUUUAUCUUUACUUUGCCCAAAGGGUUCUGCAAGAACGAUGAGCAGCACGACGCGCAGCUGAGGGUGGAGGCACUGAGGCUGUGCGGGGCCUCAGGAAGUGCAGCCCAGCGCGUGGGCGAGGCCAUCUUCCCCAUCUAUCCGCGCCCAGACCAGCCCCGCAUGAACCUGUCGGCGCGGGAGCACGAGGACCUGUACCGCUACUGCGGCAGGCUGGCUCUGCUCCGGGCCAGCGCGGACCCCACGGCCCGCCACUGCGGGGGCCUGGCCUACAGCGUGGCCUUCCACGCGCACCGGGCCCCUCAGCCUCCCUCCUCCAACUGCUCUCCGGGCCCGGGCCAGCCAGAACCUGUUUCACCACGCCCAGAGCCCCAGCUGGCCAGGCUGCAGUGCCCACCCUCCAGCCCCUUCAGCUCCCACCACAGCCAGGAGGGACUCAACGCUGACCCAGGACCCUGGCAGCCUCAGGCCCAGGUUGUCGAGGGCCCAGAGGACCCCCUGAACACCUCCCAGAGUGUGGAAUCUGUCAUUGGCCACCUGUCUCCCUCUAAUAAGGAGACCAUCAUGGUCACUCUCCACGGGGCCACCAACCUACCUGCCUGCAAGGAUGGCUCCGAGCCGUGGCCCUAUGUGGUAGUGAAAACCACGUCUGAGGAAGCGAAGAACGAGACCUCCAAGGCAGUCACAUCUGUGACCUCGGAGCCCACCAAAGCCCCCAUCUGGGGGGACACAGUCAAACUGGAGAUCCAAGCUGAGGAUGCAGGGCGAGAAGAUGUAGUCCUCAAGGUGGUGGACAACAAAAAGAAAGAGGAGCUGUUGUCUUACCAAAUCCCCAUCAAGUACCUGCGUGUCUUCCACCCCUACCACUUCGAGCUGGUGAAGCCCACCCCAUCUGGGAAAGCCGACGAAGCCACUGCCAAGACCCAACUGUACGCAACAGUCGUUCGGAAGAGCAGCUUCUUCCCCCGCUACGUUGGUUGCAACCACACAGCUCUGGAGGUCUUUCUGCGAGGAGUCAACGAGCCCCUAGUCAACAACCCCAACCCCAUGGUGGUCAUUGCCCGGGUGGUUCCCAACUACAAGGAUUUUAAGGUCAGCCAGAUAAACCAGGACCUGGCCUCCCUGGGGCUGCCCAUCACCCCACUCUCCUUCCCUAUCCCAUCCGUGAUGAACUUUGAUGUUCCUCGGGUCAGCCAGAACGGGUGCCCUCAGCUGUCCAAGCCCGGGGGACCCCCAGAGCUGCCCCUGUGGAAUCAGUCCUUCCUCUUCCAAGGCCGAGAUGGAGCCACCAACUUCUCAGAAGACACAGCCCUGGUGCUGGAGUACUACUCCUCGACCUCAAUGAAAGGCAGUGAGCCAUGGACGCUCAGCAAGCCCCUGGGCAUCUCCGUGUUGCCGCUAAAGAGCCGUUUGUACCGCAAGAUGCUGACAGGGAAAGGCCUGAAUGGGCUACGCGUGGAGCGGCUCCCCAUCACUGACACCAAGCUGAAAACCAUAAAUGGUGAGGCCCCCACGGUGGAUCUCGCCUUCCAGCUGCUCUCCUCCGAGAGGCCGGAAAACUUCUUAACGCCAAACAACAGCAAGGUUCUGCCCAUCCUGGACCCCAAGAUCUUAGAUGGGAAGCUGGGUACCAUCCGCGAGUCCUGGUCCAAGGCCACAGAGAGCUCCACAAUGGACUCCAGCACAUCCUCCUCUCAGGAAGCAGAGGAAGGGCCCCCGGUGCUUAGGAUGUCCCGUGAGGCGGCCCACUUCCCCCCACUGCCCCCACCCCAUCUCACCUGCCCCUACGGGUGGCAGGUUGGUUUCAGCUCCUUGGACACCAUUUCCCCCCAAGGAAGAGGGCUCCAUUUCAUGGGAGAGCCCCUUACCCUGUGCUACCUGCGCCUCGGGGCCAAAUGGGACAGGGAGGAGCUCUCAGAAAGGGGGCUGACGGUGUAG